Molecule: messenger RNA, 1975 nt
Organism: Sphaerulina musiva SO2202
Lineage: Eukaryota; Fungi; Ascomycota; Dothideomycetes; Mycosphaerellales; Mycosphaerellaceae
Exons: 4
Coding region: 247-1428 (393 amino acids)
Biological process (GO): fungal-type cell wall organization
Cellular component (GO): plasma membrane; fungal-type cell wall
Source: RefSeq, a predicted model, not a curated record
CGACACUCGCACACAUCCACACACCUCUCACACACACACACGCCCCUUCUCUCGCUCGCGUGCGUCCUGUUGUUCAUCUUCUCUCUCGCACACUCGCUUGCCCGCUCAACUCUGUCAACAUACAUUGACAGUUUGCUCCCACUGUUUACAUUGAUUCACCCAUCCGCGUCCGCCCAUAACCCAACCCACCUCUCCCGAGCAGCAGUGUUAAGAUCGAGUUACCCGCCUCGCGGUAGAAACAAUACAAUGGCCGCCUUCAGGUACAUCGUGCCGGCUUUGGCCCUGGCAGGAAGCGCAAUCGCUCAAUGCGGAGAGUCCGGAAGCACCAUGACCCUCCAGAACUCCGGCGACGCCAUGGCCCUGUCCAGCUGUUCUACCAUCAAGGGCAGCAUCGCCAUUGACAGCGGCACCACCGACAAUAUCAACCUGGCAGGUGUGACGAUGAUUGAAGCAGAUCUCAUUGCCGACAAUGUGACUGGACUGGGAUCCCUCUCCGCCCCCGACCUCGAGGAGAUUGGUGGCCGAUUCGACCUGAACGGUUUGACCAUUCUCUCCACCCUCAGCUUCCCCAAGCUGGCCAAGGUCGACACCAUCAGCUGGAUUGCUCUGCCCGCUCUGCAAGGCUUGACCUUCUCCAACACCGGUGUGCAAGAAGUCAACAUGCUGACCAUUGACAACACGGAGCUGGCAUCCCUGGACGGCAUCAAUCUCCAGGUGGCAGACACCAUUUACAUUGGCAACAACCGAUUCCUCGACUCUGUCAACAUGCAGCUCGGUAACGUGACCGAGUCAUUGACCUUCACCAACAACGGUGCUGAUCUUGUGGCCGAAUUCCCCAACUUGAUCUGGGCAUACAACAUCACCAUCCGAAACUUGUCCUCGGUUGCCGUGCCAUCUCUCGCAUCCGUCAACGGCUCGCUCGGCUUCUACGGCAACACCUUCAUGAACUUCUCUGCUCCCAACUUGACUGACGUGGGCGGCUCCCUCGCCUUUGUCAGCAACGACCAACUCAGCAACAUCACCCUCCCCGAGCUCACCACUGUCGGUGGUGGCUUCCAGAUUGCCAACAACUCUGCCCUCGAGCAAAUCAAUGGCUUCCCCAAGCUUGCCACUGUCGGUGGUGCUUUGGAGUUCACUGGUGCUUUCACCGCUGUUGAGCUCCCUGAACUGGGUGAUGUCCGUGGUGCUUUCACUCUGCUGUCCACGGGCGAUAUCACGUCUGCUUGCGACACGUUCCAGGGCCAGGCUGGCAGCGCCUCGGCGAUCAAGGGAACCUUCACCUGCACUGGUCAGACUGACCCUGAAGACGGAACCAGCACCACUGGUACGAGCGCCAGCCACACUUCUUCCAGCGCAGCUCACCCCAUGAUCAUUCCUGGGGCCACCGGUGUUCUCGGUGUCGUUGCAGCCAUCUUUGGUCUGCUCUAGACUCAUGUGGACACACUCGGCAACGAUGAGGCAACAUUUUUUUUCUUUUUGCUCUGCGGUGGCGUUGUAGCGUGGUCGGUCCUUGGGCACUUUGAACAGUUCGGCCAGCAUUGCAUAGACUAAUAGUAGCGGUCUCACGCAUCAAAAACACUCGAUAUUACACACUACAUCGAUGAUACUUGUCACGGGCCCGAUCCAUGUUUCUCCAGCGAGCAUAUCUGCGGCCACGGCCGAGAACAGAAGGUGGUGUAGGAUGGACCUUGUUUUUGUGCUUUCUUUCGUUCUGCUUGCGAUGGCGAAAGCAUUUCGCUGCGCAUGUUACACUGCAUAGUCUGCGGACUCUUUUUAUGUGGGAAAGGAAGAAGACAUGGGGACAUGCAUCAUCAUCACCACCAUCGUCACCAUCAUCAUGGUCAGAUCGCUUCGUGGAAACGAAAUGGCAGCAGUUGGUUGCAGGGCUGCGCAGGACGGAGCUUGGGCUGCGGUCGAUGUCGUGGUAGUAGGGGCCUCUACGGCGCACACGAGAGUAAUAUAAUACGAGACUUUU